Messenger RNA from Cyclopterus lumpus (lumpfish), 2146 nucleotides. RefSeq names its product tropomyosin alpha-3 chain-like. The transcript has 9 exons. Gene Ontology annotation, cellular component: actin filament. Lineage: Eukaryota; Metazoa; Chordata; Actinopteri; Perciformes; Cyclopteridae. The coding region runs from base 341 to 1090 and encodes 249 amino acids. Gene Ontology annotation, biological process: muscle contraction; actin filament organization. Gene Ontology annotation, molecular function: actin filament binding. The record is from RefSeq and is a predicted model, not a curated record.
GGUGGAGGGAACUUAACCCGGAAAAAGGUGCAGUCGUCAGUUGAGAGUUGACUGGAAGAGGAAGCGGCGCAGCUCAGAACCAGGACCAGGACCCACAGAGACCAGGACCAGGACCAGAACCUGCAGACCCGAGUAUCCGAGUCCUCGUGGAGCUUCAGACACAACCAGAGUUUGUUUGUUUGUUUGUUUGUUGAACUUCCUGUAGCUCUCGAGCUAACAGCUAGCUACCUGCUCCCAGUGACGUCAGGUGAAGUCGGGCUCGAGCCCAGGUGUGUUGUUUUCCGGAGCCUCGGACAGGUAGGAGAAGGAGAAGAAGAAGAAGAAGAAGAAGAAGAAGAAGAUGAGCGGGGGACUGAACAGCAUCGAUGCCGUGAAGAAGAAGAUCAAAGUGCUGCAGGAGCAGGCGGAGGAGGCCGAGGACCGAGCCCUCCGGCUGCAGAAGGAGGUGGAGAAGGAGAAGAGGACCAGAGAGGAGGCGGAGGCGGAGGUGACGGCUCUGGGUCGCAGUCUGCAGCUCAGCGAGGACAACCUGGAGCGAGUUCAGGAGCGACUCUCCACCACCGUGUACAAGCUGGACGAGGUGGAGAAGUGUGCAGACGAGAGUGAGAGAGGUAUGAAGGUGAUAGAGAACAGAGCUCUGAAGGACGAGGAGAAGAUGGAGCAGCUGGAGGUUCAGCUGAGAGAAGCCAAGCUGAUCGCUGAGGAAGCCGACCGCAAAUAUGAAGAGGUGGCUCGUAAACUGGUGAUGGUGGAAGGGGAACUGGAACGAGCUGAAGACAGAGCUGAGCAGGGAGAGAGUAAGAGUCGAGGGUUGGAGGAGGAGCUGACUACUGUCUUCACUAGUUCAAAGUCUCUGGAGGCCCAGACUGAGAAGUACUCCCAUAAAGAAGACCGGUAUGAAGAGGAGAUCAAGAACCUGAGCAACAAACUCAAGGAGGCUGAGAGCAGAGCUGAAGCUGGAGAGCGCUCAGUGGCCAAGCUGGAGAAGACCAUUGACGGCCUGGAAGACGCUUUGACUUCGGCCAGAAACGCCAACAUGGAGCUUCAGACGACUCUGAAUCAAACCAUGGAGGAGCUCAACUCCUGCUGAGCUGACUGGACGAGGAAGUCCUGCUCCUCCUUCUGCUGGAUGUCAGGGAGGACGGGGUCAAACUCUGUGGCCAACCCCCCCAUAAUGAUUCCUGUUGCUUUAAGGGCCCCCCUCUUAAUGAUUCCUGUUGCUUUAAGCCCCCCCCAUAAUGAUUCCUGUUGCUUUAAGCCCCCCCCUUAAUGAUUCCUGUUGCUUUAAGCCCCCCUCUUAAUGAUUCAUGUUACUUUAAGCCCCCCUUAAUGAUUCCUGUUGCUUUAAGGGCCCCCCUCUUAAUGAUUCCUGUUGCUUUAAGGGCCCCCCUCUUAAUGAUUCCUGUUGCUUUAAGCCCCCCUCUUAAUGAUUCCUGUUGCUUUAAGCCCCCCCUUAAUGAUUCCUGUUGCUUUAAGCCCCCCCUUAAUGAUUCCUGUUACUUUAAGCCCCCCUUAAUGAUUCCUGUUGCUUUAAGCCCCCCCUUAAUGAUUCCUGUUGCUUUAAGCCCCCCCUUAAUGAUUCCUGUUGCUUUAAGCCCCCCCUUAAUGAUUCCUGUUACUUUAAGCCCCCUCAUAAUGAUUCCUGUUGCUUUAAGGGCCCCCCUCUUAAUGAUUCCUAUUGCUUUAAGCCCCCCCUUAAUGAUUCCUGUUACUUUAAGCCCCCCUUAAUGAUUCCUGUUGCUUUAAGCCCCCCCUUAAUGAUUCCUGUUACUUUAAGCCCCCUCAUAAUGAUUCCUGUUGCUUUAAGGGAGCCCCCCUCAGUAUUAUGUGAAGCCAGUCGAGGAGCUGCUCUUUAUAUCGUCUCUAAGGGAGUUUAACAGACCUUCACUCGUUAAGGACUAAUUAAGAACUAAUUAAGUGUUACUAUUGAUCAUAGAUUAGUGAGGUUUUUGUUCCUGGGGGGCGUGGUUUAAGGCAGCCAAUCACCACGAGGCAUUCCACUGCCUCAGGUGACCUUUGACCUGAUGAAUGAAUAAAGUUUGGGAUGUUUUUACCUGGAAGUCGGCGAUGAUGUCACAGCUCAUUGUAAUAAAUCAUGACAGGAUUUUAUAAAAUAAAAGCACCGCCACUGGUUUGUAGAUCACAA